AGAUGGCGGUAUUUUUCAGUGUUCGUACGUGAAAGAAGUCUCGUGUUUCGGUAUUUUUCGCGUUAUCGGUUAACAUUUAAAAAAUAUCGAGGGAUGGAGACUAGUGCGAGUACCGGUACUCGUACAACGCGAUUUAUGAUGGAGGGUGUCGGCGCUCGAGUUAUUCGUGGACCUGAAUGGAAAUGGGGUAAACAGGAUGGAGGAGAAGGACAUGUUGGUACAGUCAGAAAUUUUGAAUCUCCUGAAGAAGUUGUUGUUGUAUGGGAUAAUGGUACGGCAGCAAAUUAUCGUUGUUCUGGUGCCUUUGAUCUUCGCAUAUUGGACUCAGCACCAACAGGUGUCAAGCACGAAGGAACUAUGUGUGAUACUUGUAGACAACAACCGAUCUUUGGUAUUAGAUGGAAAUGUGCUGAAUGUGGGAAUUAUGAUUUGUGUUCUAUUUGUUAUCAUGGAGAUAAACAUCAUUUGAGACAUAGAUUUUAUCGCAUUGCUACUCCUGGAAGUGAACGCAUUUUAUUGGAACCAAGACGUAAAACUAAGAAAAUAGCUAUUCGAGGUAUUUUUCCUGGCGCAAGAGUCGUUCGAGGUGUUGAUUGGCAAUGGGAAGAUCAAGACGGUGGAAAUGGACGUAGAGGAAAAGUUAACGAAAUACAGGAUUGGUCAUCAGCCAGUCCUCGUUCAGCAGCUUAUGUUAUUUGGGAUAAUGGUGCCAAAAAUUUGUAUCGUGUUGGAUUCGAAGGAAUGGCUGAUUUAAAGGUUGUCAGUGAUGCUAAGGGACAGACAGUUUAUAGAGAUCAUUUGCCAUUGCUAGGUGAACAGGGUCCAGGUAGAACUGGACCACAUGGUCUGCAAAUUGGAGAUCAGGUUAACGUCGAUUUGGAAUUGGAGAUAGUACAAUCUCUUCAACACGGUCACGGUGGUUGGACUGAUGGAAUGUUUGAAUGUCUUGGAACUACCGGUACCGUUGUCGGAAUUGAUGAAGAUCAUGAUAUUGUUGUGUCAUAUCCAAGUGGUAACAGGUGGACUUUUAAUCCAGCUGUAAUUACAAAAGUCCAGAUACCUGUACCCGUUACAAGUUCUAGUUCGGACAAUCAAACGUUUGCUGUGGGUGAUUUGGUACAAAUUUGUAACGAUUUGGAAAAAAUUAAAUUGUUGCAACGUGGUCAUGGAGAAUGGGCAGAUGCUAUGGCACCAACAUUGGGAAAAAUAGGAAGAGUACAACAGAUAUAUCACGAUGGAGAUUUGAAAGUUGAAGUGUGUAGCACAUCAUGGACGUACAAUCCGCAAGCAGUGACAAAAGUUGCCAGUAGCGAUGGCAGCGUUCCAGGAAACAGUAGCGGAGAACGUUUAUCAGCACUGUUGAAGAAAUUAUUCGAAACUCACGUUUCGGGUGACGUUAACGAAGAAUUAGUUAAAACUGCUGCGAACGGCGACGCGAGUAAAUGCGAGGAAUGUUUGAAGAGACCGGAGGCCGACGUCAAUGGGGUAUUUUCUGGUCAUACGGCUUUGCAAGCUGCGAGUCAAAAUGGUCAUUUGGAAGUUAUUAAAAUUCUCCUCCGUUAUAAAGCUGACGUUGAAAUUGAGGACAAGGACGGUGAUAGAGCCGUGCAUCAUGCUGCGUUCGGUGAUGAGCCAGGAGUAAUGGCUUUGCUGGCAGGUGCUGGUGCUGAUCUCAAUGCUCGUAACAAAAGGCGUCAGACUGCCCUUCAUAUCGCGGUGAACAAAGGCCAUGCCGGAGUGGUUAGAACUUUGCUGGAGUUAGGAUGUCAUCCGAGUUUGCAGAACGAGUCUAAUUUGAAAACGGGGAUGGAUCGAAAACGUGGCGUGAAUGACAAGAUACCAACAUCAAAGAUGGUUGCUCACGUUCGAGGACUCGGUCUGUUUAGAUCUGCUUUGAACAAUCAACCGAUAUACGAGCUCGAGACGCAUUGUAUUACAAUGGUAGUACAAAGGAAGAAGAAAGGCCGGUGGUUGUGGGUGUCUUGAUGAUAGAGAAAGAUCAUACACAUAUAGCAAGAUAGAUAGAGAAAGAAAGAUAAAGUGAGAAGGGAAAGUGAGUGACUGAGUAAGAAAGAGU
Molecule: messenger RNA, 2077 nt
Organism: Polistes canadensis
Lineage: Eukaryota; Metazoa; Arthropoda; Insecta; Hymenoptera; Vespidae
Product: E3 ubiquitin-protein ligase MIB1-like
Exons: 9
Coding region: 94-1986 (630 amino acids)
Biological process (GO): protein ubiquitination
Cellular component (GO): cytoplasm
Molecular function (GO): zinc ion binding; protein binding; ubiquitin-protein transferase activity
Source: RefSeq, a predicted model, not a curated record